AGAUAAGAUUAAGAAGCCUUGCUUUCCGCGCAGAUAUCCGGCUUAAGAAGCCUCCACUCACUCUUCUUUGGCGAAACAUUUAAUCAAGGUUGGCAAUUCGUCGCCUAAAAUCAUCACUUCCAACAUAAAGUGAGAGAUUCAUAGAAAAACAGAUUGCGUUUGCAGCCUCAAUGGCUGGUGGAGGGAAUGCGGUUGGCGGAGGCGUGGAAGCUGGUCCCGGCCCGCAUCCUGCCAACACCGAACCUGCACGGCAGCCAUGAAGGAGCGACGUCUACUUCUCGCGACCUCUGCGGUGCUGCUGAUCAUUGUCUUCCUUCGCGUGGCGCUGGACAAGUCCUCCAGGAGGAGCCCGCCUCCUGCCGUCCUCAAGAGUGCCGUAGAAAACCCGACGUUGAAGGACAGCUGUUUCGACUACGUGAAUUUCACCGCAGAGAACGUCUGCUGUAAGAUGCGGAAGUACACGGCGGGGGACGUGCUGCGCUGCGUCGAGCGGUUCAGUGCGGAGCAAAGACUACAACACAAAAAGGCAGCAAACACCAUCUUCCGAGCCAACUCGACCGCCUUGCCUGCAGUGACCCACAUUGCCCUGGUGGGAGACUCUCACAUGAGGAACCUGUUUGUGUCUGUCGCCGAGCACAUUGGGAGUGACAAGCUGCAAUUCAGAAUGAAGUCUGGAAAGGACGUCUGGCGGGAAGCAAAGGGGGUGUUGAAAACAAUGCAUUUACAGCAGUUCAAAUACACUUCAGAGGUGCGCCACGUGAGCGCCCCUUUCCGCGUCACGUGGUACAGGGACUGGAAGCUCGACGGUUUCCCCGAACUGAUCCAUCGGUGGGAGACGAACCAGGAGCUCAGGCCUUCGCUGGUCAUUACAGGAGGGGGGUUGCACUGGAUGAAGCACCACCCCCCUCCCACGGGGGAUCCUUUCAGGAAUUUCCUCACCACGCUUGCGCCUCACCUCAGCCGCCUCGCCGCCGCCGUGCCAGUCUACUUCAAGCUCAUCGAUUAUGUGCCGAGAUCAUAUACCGAGGUUAACAGAUAUCCGGACUUUAACCCAAAAGCCAUUACCCUGUACAAUUCCAUAGCAAGACAACAGUUACAGGGAACCGGCGUGGUCAUCUGGGACAGCACGCUAAAGCUGUCGCUUGCCUAUACUAAAGAGUGCGUUAGAGUCAGGAGGGUCACGCCAGACAACUAUGAGUGGAACUGCGCUGACCACGGACACAUAGGAUACAUCAUGCUGGAACAGUAUACUGACAUGAUAUACAAUGUUUUUUGUAACAGGUUUCUAAACUUGACUGAGAAAUAUUGUAACACUGGAAAUGAUUGAAGAAAGAAAUGUCGAUACCUUAUGCAUUAAUGUGCUGUGUGGUGCAGUGGUAGCAAUCUUGUCUAGCAAUCUUGCUGACCUAUAUUCAAAUCCCUCACCGCCAGUGGAUGCUAACCCCGGCCAUUCCCUGCACACAGGGGCUAAUUUAGAAGCAAAAUGAAACAAACAGCAUGUUACACCAAGAAUAUCCAUUUAAACAAAUGGAAUAAAACUAAAUAAUUAA
Messenger RNA from Penaeus indicus, 1550 nucleotides. RefSeq lists its product as uncharacterized. The coding region runs from base 257 to 1327 and encodes 356 amino acids. The record is from RefSeq and is a predicted model, not a curated record. Lineage: Eukaryota; Metazoa; Arthropoda; Malacostraca; Decapoda; Penaeidae. The transcript is spliced from 7 exons.